This is a messenger RNA of Phlebotomus papatasi, 1338 nucleotides long. RefSeq names its product lipase 3-like. Gene Ontology annotation, biological process: lipid metabolic process. The coding region runs from base 42 to 1259 and encodes 405 amino acids. Gene Ontology annotation, molecular function: hydrolase activity, acting on ester bonds. The record is from RefSeq and is a predicted model, not a curated record. Lineage: Eukaryota; Metazoa; Arthropoda; Insecta; Diptera; Psychodidae. The transcript has 3 exons.
AAGACUUUCUAGUUACAGUGAUACAGCACGGUCUGAAGAAUAUGUGGCUUUUCUCGAUUAUAUUGGUUUUAGGAUUAACUUGUGCAUCGUCGAAAGAAAUUCCAAGUGAUGAAAAUGAAAUUGAAACGAUGACCAUUAAUUUAGAUUUUCCAAGAAUGCCUGAAAUGGUCUCCGUUACUGGUUAUCCCGUGGAAUCCCAUGUGGUUGAAACUCAAGAUGGAUAUCGACUAACAAUGCAUCGUAUACCUCAUGGAAGGGUUUCCAAUGAUACAAAGAGGCCAGUUGUAUUUCUCCAACACGGACUUUUAUGCUCCUCUGCAGAUUGGGUUGUUAUCGGACCCGAACGUGCCUUGGCAUAUCAACUUGUAGAUCGGGGUUACGAUGUCUGGAUGGGAAAUGCCAGAGGGAAUACCUAUUCCAGAGAUCACGUAUCCCUUGAUCCGAACUUCCCUGCUUUUUGGGACUUCAGUUGGCACGAGAUAGGAAUGAAAGAUUUACCAGCAAUGUUGGACUACGUUUUGAAGACUACAGGAUGGGACAAACUUCAUUACAUUGGCCAUUCCCAAGGAACAACGUCUCUGUGGGUUAUGCUUUCCCUUUUACCUGAAUACAACAACUACUUCCUAUCAGUUUCUGCAUUGGCUCCCGUUGCUUACAUGUCAAAUUGCGAGAGUCCUGUCUUUCGCUCUCUUGCCCUAGUGGGUGACUCGCUGAGCCUUCUUACAAGUAUUUUGGGAGCGAGUGAAUUCUUACCGAGCAGUGAAUUGAUGCAGUUAGGGGGCUAUCUCACCUGCAUGGAUCAUUCGCCAUUUCAGGAAGUUUGUACUAACAUUUUCUUCUUAAUUGCCGGAUACGAUUCUCAGCAAUUAAACCGAACUCAAUUACCGGCUAUAAUGGCAAACUUCCCUGCUGGAGCCUCAACAAAACAAUUGAUCCACUAUGUGCAACUUAUCAACUCCAAACGUUUCCGCCAAAUGGACCAUGGAUUUCUUGGAAAUAUGUUGCGUUAUACAUCCGUUGUUCCGCCAGAUUAUCCUUUGGAAAAAAUUACUGCCCCGAUCGGUCUCUUUUACAGUGUGAACGACUGGUUGGCUGCUGUUAAAGAUGUUCAUCAUUUACGUUCCAGACUAUCUAACGUUGUAAAAGAUUAUCUUGUAGCUUUGCCAAAGUUCAAUCACAUUGAUUUCCAGUACGCUAUCGAUGUUAAAUUCUGGCUGUAUGACGAAUUGAUUAAUUUUAUUGACAGUCGCAAUCUUUAAACCAUAAGAUUGUAAUAAUACUGUUUAAAAUCCAUAAAGGAAUCAUUGCAAAAACGAAAUAAAGAAAUUGAAGAUGUUA